AUGGCCACCCUCCGCCACCAUACACCGGCGCCACCACCACCACCCGCCGGCGUAACCACCCCCUCCGCCACCGAACAUCGGCACCAACACCACCAUCAAACAUCACCGACCACCGCCACCAAACCCACCGUCGUCGCCACCCUCCGCCACCGAACACCAGCGCCACCACCGGCCACCACCGCUAACACCGCCCACCCACCGCCACCACCCUUCUCCACAACAUCGGCACCACUUCCGACCAUCGCCACCCUCUGCCACCGAACACCAGCAUCACUGCCGUCACAACCUACCACCGCCACUCCCACCACCGCUGCCACCAACCGUCGCCACCACCCACCGCCGCCAUCGACUAUCUCCACCCAUGGCCAAUUUUAUUCCUUCUUUUUUUCCUGCCCACCAAACACUACAAGGUAA
Molecule: messenger RNA, 414 nt
Organism: Helianthus annuus (common sunflower)
Lineage: Eukaryota; Viridiplantae; Streptophyta; Magnoliopsida; Asterales; Asteraceae
Product: proline-rich receptor-like protein kinase PERK2
Exons: 1
Coding region: 1-414 (137 amino acids)
Source: RefSeq, a predicted model, not a curated record